UGUUCGGUGUUAGGCGGUGCUUGUUUUAGGGAAUGGGGUAGAAACUGAAAGGGUGGGCUUGACCGUUGACUGGUUUGAGAGCGUGUGCAUGUUUUUUUUUUUCAUUUUUUAUGGAGAUCGUCUUGUAUUUCUGUUAUGCUUACAGACAGAUAAUUUCUGACAAUCUCGAGAGAGGAGAACAUUGAAUAGGAACCGGAAGAGUGGAUUGCUUGGUGUUGUGAGGGGAUAUAUUCUCAGCUGGUACAACCAUGGGCUUCCGUAAGAAGAAUAAGAGCCCGCCGGUGCUGAGCCACGAGUUCGUGAUCCAGAAUCAUGCUGAUAUGGUGUCUUGCGUGGCCAUGAUCAUCUUACUAGGACUCAUGUUUGAGGUAACAGCAAAGUAUGCCAUCAUGUUCAUUACUGUCCAAUAUAACGUUACAUAUACCUUUGAAGAAAAAUUGGAACCCAUAAACUUUUAUAGAUAUGGUCCAAAGGACAUGGCAACUGUUUUUUUCUAUGUUCUUAUUGCCAUCAUUCUUCAUGCAUUGAUUCAAGAAUAUAUUCUUGAUAAAAUUAACAGACGGCUUCAUUUGUCUAAAACAAAGCAUAGUAAGUUCAAUGAAUCGGGGCAGCUUGCUGCAUUUUAUCUGUUCUCCUUUUUGUGGGGAGUGAGCAUCCUAACUGCAGAAGAAUUUGCAACCAAUCCUACCCUGCUUUGGGAAGGUUAUCCACAUGUCCAUAUGUUUUUUCAGGUGAAAUUCUUCUACAUAUGUCAGAUCGCCUAUUGGCUUCAUGCACUCCCAGAGCUUUACUUUCAAAAAGUUCGAAAGGAGGACAUUCCUCGUCAGCUAUACUACAUUUGCCUUUACAUUUUUCACAUUGUUGGUGCCUACAUUCUCAACCUUCACCGCCUUGGCCUGAUUUUGUUGGUGCCACAUUACUUGGUAGAACUGUUGUUCCACGCCUCAAGACUCUUCUAUUUCAGUGAUGAAAACAAGCAAAAAGGGUUCACUCUUUGGGCUCUUCUCUUUGUAUUGGCUCGUCUCCUAACCCUUACAUUAUCUGUGCUUACGUUUGGUUUUGGUCUUGCCCGAACAGAAAGUCAAGGUUUUUCUAUAGCAGAUGGAAAUUUUAAUAUUCUCACCAUCAGAAUUAGCUGUUUAGCUGCUAUUUGUCUAACUCAAGCAUGGAUGAUGUGGAAGUUCAUAAAUUUCCAGUUAAAGAAGUGGAGAGAACACAGUCAAAAUCAAGCCUCCAAAAAGAGAGUUACCAGUCCGAAAGGCAGAGCUUCAAAAAAAGAAACAAGCAAAGGUAAUGCUGUGAAUGGAGUGUUGAAAUACGAGGAUAGAACUUCGCCACGUGCAAGGAAAACCAAAACAUCGUAAAGAUUCCACCUGCAUUAAAAAUAAGAAGGAAAAAUGUACUGUUCUCUUUCUGACUUGUCCCUAAGAUGCUCCUUUCACCCCAGUCUCUGAUAAAAUGAACUAUCUCUUAACUUUUGAAGUAUUAAACCGUCCUAGUUUUGUUUUCUGUGCUUUGGAAAUCAGAUAUUUUUUUACAAUCUUAUGAAAUGUAUAUAGUAUGUGCUUAUAUAUUUUUUCCUAAAAGUUUUAUUUGGAGAGUCUGCUACCUUUAAAGCAGACUGUUUUGGUCUUGCAGCUCGAGUCCAUGUAUAGCUCACUACACAACUACAGUGUAGGCUGUCUGGAAUCUCACCCACCUUCCUUUCAAAGCUUAGAGGUGUUGACACUAUAGACAUUUAUUCUGUUGUCCUGUUUAUUUUGUGGGUUUUAUAUUACAGUUAACUUCAUUUUUAUUUUUGGGGAAGGUGAUAGCAAUACAUUGUGGUUUUAGUUAAAGAUUUUAAACCAUCAGAAUCUUUUAAACUCUUUUGUUUGUGGGGCUUUUUGACAAGUUAGGACCUUUUUUCUCAAAUCUGUAAUUUCAGGGUCUCGAAGCAAUCUGGCCUUGUGCAGAAAACUUCUCCACCAAAACAUUUCAGUGUAUAGUGCCUGCAAUGAUUAAUUACAAACUAGACAUUUGUUUUUAAUUUAUAAUGACAGUCCUCAUAUUAAUUGAAAAAAGAGGCAGAGAUCUCCAAUGUGAGUGACCUAACUUUGCUUUCAUUACCAUUUUUAAUUUAAUUUGAUUUCCUGAUUCAGCUGUUGGUGCAAGCAUCUGGUGGCCUUUAAUUCAUUAUGGUCAUUUUACAGUGCUUGGCUCUAAUAGUGCCUGUCCAUGUUGUAGAGCAGUGCAGAACGUGACCUACAUUCAAGUGUCCUUAUAUACUUCAGAAAGUGCUGACUAUUUUUUGUGUACAGUAUAUGAACCAUUGCUUUUUUAUUCAGAGUUAGAUAUAGGAAUGUGUAUAACAAUACUUCAAAAAAAAUUAAGAUGUACUGUCUGUCCUCUGAGAACUUUUGGAUGAAUUCUGUAUGUUUAUGCAUAAAUGUGCAUUGUUUUAGAUGCAUGGAUCUGUGUGGCUGCAUCUCUGAUUUUAAAUGUUUUGUCAGUGAAUUUGUCUUUUUUUUUGUCUGAAGUCUUUGCAGAAGUGCUUGUCACCUUUUUGUCUGUUUUUUUAGCAAUAGAGUAAAAAUUUUACAAAAGCUGGACUUCUACAGAAUAAUCAGAAAUGUACUUCUAGAGUUCAAGUGACAUCUGAAAAAGUGUUUUACUAACAGUGGUAAACUUUAAUUUAACUUACUCAUUUUAAUUUAAUUUUGCUAAAACAUUUUUUUUAUCUUUACAGAAGCUUCCAGAAGUUUCUAAUGUAAUUUGAUGUCUUUGCGUUUGAUUUUGAAAAAACUGCUGAAAUUAUUCAGUCAUUAUAAAUGCUAGUAAACAUGUAUUGAGUUUCCAUUUAAUAACAAAGUUAGCACUUCCUUCAAUUUUCAUUAUCUUUUUAUUUAAAAUUAUAGCAAAUGUGCCUUUGCUUUAUAAUUUACAGAAUUCAUUUUUUAACAAGGCUCAAAAACUUUCUUGAUUCCUGUCAAGUAUAACUAUUACAUGCAGGAUUUUGAAUUAAACGUUUUUAAACACACACACAUUUUCUUAUUAAAGUUAUGAAAUUUAGAAAAAAGCACAACAUACCUACACAUCUUCAUUUUCUUGAUGAAGAAAAAAAUCAAGACUCUUUUCAAAAAGUGGCAAAAAGUUUUAGGUUUGCCAUUUAGCUUUUUAUGAGCUGGGAAAGGCAGAAUGUUAAUUAUAAGUCUAAUAAGUAAUUUAUAGUUCUAGACCAAUAACACUUGCAAUUAAAUGUUAAAGCUGAACAGCUCAAAGAAUAUCCUGUAAUCCAUAUUGCUUACAAAAUAGCCACAGUUGCUCUAUCAGAGCAUAUGUACCCAAGGCUUGAUUAAGAACCCCAUUGUGUCAAAACUCUAAAGGUACCUCAACUUGGCAUACGUACUACUAUGAACAUCACAUAUGUCAAUAAUAAUCGAGUACAGGGAUUGUAGUAGGAAUAAAACACAAAACUUUAUAAAAGGUCAACUUUGCCUUUCUUUUUGUUCAUUAACGUAUUACAAUGAAUGUAACAAACUGAGCAACAUCACAUCUGCAAGAAAUCAUCUUUCUCCUGAUAGUGUGGUUAAUUAACAUUAAUUUAAAGGAUAAGUUUAGUAUUUUUGGAGUCAAAGUUGUUUCUUCACAAACAUGGUAUAUAUGCAUUUGCCACACACGUUUUGAAAUUACAUUAUAAACUUGAAAAAUCUUGCUUGCACUGGCACUUUACAAAAGAGGCUAUAGGGCACCACUUGAAAAUAAAAGCCUAAAAACUCGCCCAUGAAGCGCCAAAAGUUUUCAUAUAAGAAAAAAUGACUUAUGUGUUUCCGCCACAUGUUAGUGACAAACAUAAGGGCUCAGGAAAUAACCAUUUUUAUUGCAUAUUCCUGGCAUUAUUUUUCUCAUGGUAAUGAUCUGUUUUUCUAUUCGCUUGUGUAAGUUCUCAUAUAAUAUGGAAGUAAAUCAAAACAAAACCAACCACAUGGCACAACAUGUUUACUGUGAUUUGGUCUUUCAUGAGAAAACCAUAUUCCUGGGAGGUUUAUGAAAGGUAGUUGCACAGAACAGCUAAAUCCUGAGCUAUCACACACAGCUAGUCUUCGUUUAAAAUGCCUGAAACUCAUAAUAUUGUUUUUUUUUUUUUGUUUUGUUCAAAAAUGACAUGUAUAAACUAUUUUACAAUGUGUGUGUAAUCGCAAGAUACAAAUCAACACUUAGCAACUUGAAAAAUGGGCAUAUUUGGUGAAUUUUUCAGUUUUUCCUCCAUGCCUCAUAGUCUCCAUUGUAAAGUAUCAGAGCGGGUAAGAUUUAAAAAAAAAAAAAAAAAAAUCUUAUUGUCACUUCCCUGCCCUUGUGUAUGUAAAGGCCCCUUUGCAAAAAGGGCACCAGGGUGUGCGCCCAGGUCAACCCUCAUGGCAGAUCCAGCCUUAACUGUACCUGUAAAAGAUUAUUUUUUCCUUGCAAAUGUCAUGUUGAAAUUUAAAUAAGUUAAUGCAAUUUUGAAAAGGCAAAAAUUGAAAAUGUAAACUUUAAGAGAACUUACAGCAUCAACUUUAGUACUCUUCCUUUGGCUUUAAUGAAAUUUACCAGUAAGACAGCCUCUCAUAUGUAACCUUGCUUUCUAAACCUGCUGAGGGGUUUAGAUAAAUAGUAGAUUUAUGUGCAAAAGAUGCCAGAUAAAGGUAGAAAGCAAGUAAUGUAUUUAAAUCAAAAAUUGACUGAAAAAUUAUGCCAAAAAGAACCCUCAAAAUGCUAUAACAUGUAAAAGUAGUCAAUUUAUUAUUACAUGUUUAAUAUUCAUUUAACUAUGGUAUGCAUAAUCAAAAUAUGCCAAAGUUUGAAUUCAUGCAAUUUAAUGUGAUUUUCCGCUUGCCUUGUUAAUCUACAUCUUUUUAAAUAAUAGUGAUUAUACACGGCAUACAUCUAUUAUUCAUUUUUUCUUCUCCCAGUUAGUAUUGAUUCAAUGAAAAUUUUUAUGGACUUUGUUUUUUUCUGUUAAUUUGAAAAUAUCCUUUUGUGAGUAACAUGACAUUUGUAUUUUUUUAUCAACAAUUAAUGUUUGGCAGUUUACAAAUAUACAUAUUGUAAUACCAAUUAUUUAAUAUAUCUUGGUUUUUAAAUGUUUAUAAUAACAUUUUACAAGGAUUACAUUCAGCUGGCCUCCACAAGCAAAAAAUGUCUUUGUUUUGGGUAGGUGGUGAUAAGGCAAGUGAACACUUUGAGCAUGCUACAUUUGUUGCACAUGCACCAUCCAUGUAAACUCAACAGACAACUGGGUAUGGCGUCAUGGGUGACUGGUCAACUGAAUGGACAAGCUUGUGUCCAGGUUGUUCAGCUGUUAGGAUUUUCAAAACCCCCAGUGCUGGCCUUGUAUUUUAAAGCUAUGUUAUUCUAGAAGAAUUACAAAAUAAUCUUUAGCUUUAUGUGGAAAAGUAAAUCAGAAAACAUUUCCAAAAAAUCUUCUUGUAUUAAAGUUAUUCAUUUUUUUCAUAAAUGUUUUUUUAUAUGCACUGUGACUUUGUAGACUAAUUGUAGAUGCACAAAAAGCACGAAGGCUGAUUUGUGGUCUGCAUGUGCAGAAUUUGACUUUCAGUUAGUCUAAUCCAUGAUUAUUUUAUAUACUACUGUUAACACAGUGCACCAUCACAAGAUGCUUUACUGGGCAAGACCAGCUGAAUUCUUUCUCUGUGUGAAGUGUGCUUAGUCUUUUAGAGUCCCCUAUUUUAUGCAAUAUGCUGUACAUUUUUAAAUGACAUGCUGGAGCUCAAAUUCUUUUAAAAUGAAAUGAUUUAUUCCAGUCUAGAUAAUGUAAUGUUUUAAGUUGAAAUUCAAAGCAAGUAAUGUGACUUAUUGAAACCGAGGAACUUUUUUAAAAGAAAAAAAAUUAUUUAAUAUUUUCUAAUAUUGCAUAAUGUGCAACGUGUUUAAUUUAACUUCAUGAGAAUUUGCCAGAUAGGAAACUGCAAUAUGUUUUAUAUCCUGUGCUGUAUGUACCUGGUAUCGGAGUAGUUCCAUACUUGGCAGUAGCACUUGGGCAGUGCCAAACUAGUGACAAUCAAUUGCUCAUGUAUGAUGACAUGUCUUUGGUUAUCACAACAUUAUUAAAAAAAAAAUAAUAAAAAUUAAUUAACCUAAUGUUGCAGGUGUGGGUGACCACAUUCAUAUGUAGUGAGACUAUUAAGCAACUGCAAUUCAGUGAUUUUUUUUUUGGUGUGUUUUAUACAAAGCCUUUCUUUAUAAUAACAGAAUUGUGAGGCAGUCUGGCACUCCCCACUACAAUUGCAAGGUUUAAUGGUGUUGCAUUGUAAUGAUACUGUAUGUGCCAAUUGUGAAAAUGUCUACCAGCAAAAUUCUGAUGCAUGUUUGUUAAUGUUUUUUAUUUAUUUUUUUGAUAAUUUAUCCUUGCCAUUUCAUCUUAUUUUCAAAACUUUCUGAACCUCAUAAAUAAGGACAUUUUCAUUCUUAAAAUUACAGAGUUGUGGUGCAGAUUUAUAGAAACUGUAGACUUUUGCUUUUUGAAGUGAGUGUGGUUCUUCAUUAUCAGUGUAACAUUUACAUGUCUGCUGGCACCUGAACCUCAUGUAAAUUGUCAGCUUAAGUAGUGUUAUGAUAAGAUGGCCACAUAAACCGUCAAUGUAGUAGUGGACUAAACACAGUAAAGGUAGCAGUACAGUUUUCUGCUUACAAAGAACUCUUAAGUAGCUUACAGAUAUUUUUUCCAAAUACAUAAUAAUACAAUUCUUUAUUUGCUGCAUAAUUAUUACAAUUCUCUAUAUAAAUGUUGAUAUUAUCAUACCAUAUAGUUAAUUUGUAAAAUUAAAAAGCCCAUUAAAAUUAAGAGAACAGUGUAGUGAAUGAAGGGGGUAUAAUCAGUGUAAACAAUUUAUUUUACUUGUAGAAGAGCUGAAAUCAAAAUUAUGUUCAGCAAAUGCACUCAUUUAAAAAGGAUCUGGAUGAAGUAAUUGGGAAAUAAUCUGAUGUGGCUACUGCAGUGAUGAGCCUGAAAGCAGCAAUUUUUGAUUUUUUUUGACGUGUUAAUCAUUAUUGAUAUCGUAAAGUAUUUAUUGUUUGCUAGCAAACCAACCUCAGACAUUUGUUUAGAGGGGCAUCAUGUGAUACUCCAUUGAGUUCUUGGAGUAUGUCACUAUCUAAAACUCUGAUUUUCAUUUAAACUGUAUUUGUUUUGGGUCUUGGGAACAUGGGAAACGGUUGAAGAUUGUAAGUUUCUUUCCUCAUACAAAGUAUAGACAUUGGCUUCUUUUUAUUUGUGUGGUUGCGCUUUUCUAAGAUGUUAUGCUAAACAUUUGAAAUCUCUUUUUUGGGAGCUAUCGCUUUAAACCAGUGGUUCCCAAUCUUUUUUACGCCCUGCACCCGCAGAAAAUGUUCGAUUUAUGUUCACACCCCCUACAAAAGUAAUGCUUCAUCUGAAGAUGAAGUCAAAUUUCUCAUUUUUGAACCACAAAUUGACUCACAUACAUACAGUACUGUGGGUUAACAAAUAGAACUCAAAAAGACAUCUUUCUAACUUGGUGCAUAAAAUUUAAAUUUAACGUGAGCAGUUUACCUUUAUAAAUCAAAGUUUUACUUCUUCUGCCCAAAGAAAUCUUACUAUGUUCAACUAUUGUUCAACAGUGGUGCAAUCCAACAGCAGGGUGUCUGUGUUCGUUUUUGUGUUUGGCUUCAACCACAGUAAUGAUAAUGUGCUGCACUUUGUGUGUGUGUGUGUGUGUUCAAAGUACCCAUGAGCCAUCAGGAAUGUGUUGUAUUGUGUCAGCUUCGAUCCGUUUGGUUACAGGGUAAUUUUCAAAUUGCCUUAAAUUUUUGAUUUUCUGUGGUAUCUCUAAGUAAUAAAUAUUUCAAGCAUUACCAAUAAAAAGUCUGCUACAGGUUUUAUCCAUAUUAAAUACACAGUAUGAAGAACCACACUGUACAUACUAUAUUAUCUAUGUUUUUAAUUGGGCUAUAUUGCAAGAUGGUGGUAUUCUACAUGGUUUUUAAUAUGGUGAUUUACCUUUAGAUUUCAGUAAUCUUAAAAGAUUUUUAAAUACUAGGGGGCUUUGCCCCCUGCUCGCUUCGCCCACCUACUCCCUACGUGAGGUGCGCUAUGCGCCCCCACUUUGCGUAUCUGUCGCUCGCAUUGCUGCCGCCGUACUGCGUGAUCUGCAUGUCACGCUGCACUUCGAAUGUUUAAAAGCCUGUACAGCAGCUGUCCUUUUGUCAAACUACCUUGUCUCGUGGGACGUUAAAGUGUCUCCAAGAAAAUCACGUCUCGUCUCCUUCCAAGCCUUCCAAGAUUUUUUUUAUAAUAGAAAGACCUAAAUAAAGUGAAGUUUACAAGCCUCCAGUAGAAAUUCAAGUUUAUGUUGUCUUGUGAAAAUGUGAAGAAUGAAAGCCCCAAUUCACACCAUGUAGCAGGUAAUUUAGUAUGUGAUACAAGAAUACGACCAUCCGUUGGAAGUAAACCGAACUGGAUUGACUCAGACUUGCUUCAGGAUGUAGAUUCCUUCAUGUGUAGUGCAGUCUAUGGGUACUUGAGAAGGUUUAAUAAAGGGGCUUUAAUACUGAAAACAGGCAAUCUGCCCUCAGAGGAGUAAAAGUCUUAUUUGACAUUCCAUUUUUUAUAUGCUUGAUGCCUGUAUAAGAUUUCUCAUUUACUUGGAACUUUGUUACUCUCAGUUCAGGGCAUUUUGACUUAAAACAGAGGAUUCAGACUGUUUUCUACAUGCACUUGUCAUCUAAAAACAGCAAUCCCCAAAGCAGCUACAGUGCUUAUCCUAGUUAAUUUUUUUAAUAAAAACUGAAGUACGCAUUAUUUUCACCAGGACGUGGUGGUGCAUCAUAUGGUGCCUGCAAAACGUUGUCUGAAUAAUCCAGUGACGUAGUAUGAAGCUGCACAUCUUGACACUGUUGGUCUGUAUGUUGUUGGUACUGAGAUGUGACCUGAAAAAAAAAAAAAACAUUGCAGG
This is a messenger RNA of Polypterus senegalus (gray bichir), 8948 nucleotides long. RefSeq lists its product as uncharacterized. Gene Ontology annotation, biological process: protein insertion into ER membrane; SRP-dependent cotranslational protein targeting to membrane, translocation. The transcript is spliced from 11 exons. NCBI's taxonomy places the organism in Eukaryota, Metazoa, Chordata, Cladistia, Polypteriformes, Polypteridae. The record is from RefSeq and is a predicted model, not a curated record. Bases 249 to 1364 code for a protein of 371 amino acids. Gene Ontology annotation, cellular component: endoplasmic reticulum membrane.